AGGUGCAUCACUCCUCGCCUUCCUGGAACACUGUCCUGUACAUGACGAUUGAUCGCCCGGUUCCUAAUGGACCGAGUGCAUCGAAAUUCCGUAACGGCGACACCUGUGUUCUUCCGUACUCAUACCUGCUGUCAGCGCCGCCUGCAGUGCUACGGGACGGCGCGGACGCGGCGAUGUCCAAGUUCUACACUAUCCCGAGCACGCCGGGCAACCUAUACCCCUUGCUGCCGAUUACGUUUCCCGACCUCGCGAUGUACCUCGCGUCCGCGCUCGACGUCUCGAGGAACGGCGUCAACGACGGCCAGAACUACCACGGACUGAAUAGGCUCGCGAAAGUGGUCGACACCUUGUAUCCCGAGGAACGCAGGAGAUUAAGCGAUGAUGACAGGGUGGGCAUGAGGCAGAAACUCAAGAACCUCGUCGGCUUCGGAUCGAAAUCCUCGAGGGACGUCAACGCGGAGACGUACGACCUGGUUACCCCAUUUGUGCCGGAUGAUUUUGGUCGAUGACAGGACUCGUUUCAUCCGGCGUGAUUUCCAAUCGUUCAGAACUCAUCAUUCUCUAUUCGUCGAGUAGGUUCAGUCACUGACAAAUGUAUGCGCUUAUAUUCGUCCGCGGUGUUGUAUCGUGGUAGCGGGCCCACGCCGAUGUACUGUCGUACAACUUCUCUGCAUACCCCGCUGUAAUUACUGUAGAAGUAAAUGUGCGAUUAUUCCGCGG
Messenger RNA from Postia placenta MAD-698-R-SB12, 720 nucleotides. RefSeq lists its product as hypothetical. NCBI's taxonomy places the organism in Eukaryota, Fungi, Basidiomycota, Agaricomycetes, Polyporales, Adustoporiaceae. The record is from RefSeq and is a predicted model, not a curated record. The transcript has a single exon. The coding region runs from base 42 to 509 and encodes 155 amino acids.